This is a messenger RNA of Eutrema salsugineum, 3011 nucleotides long. RefSeq lists its product as uncharacterized. The record is from RefSeq and is a predicted model, not a curated record. Lineage: Eukaryota; Viridiplantae; Streptophyta; Magnoliopsida; Brassicales; Brassicaceae. The transcript is spliced from 21 exons. The coding region runs from base 38 to 2989 and encodes 983 amino acids. Gene Ontology annotation, molecular function: protein binding.
UCUCUCUCGUCUUUCUCUGAUUACUCGGUAACUGAACAUGUUCACGGCGGCAGCUUCGUCAAGCGCGGGAAGGUGGCGGACGGCGUUUCUCUCUCUCAGGGACGAAAUCUUAAGCACCCCACCGCCGCUGAUUCCUCUGUUGCUUCAGGAUCUACUCUUCUCUCACUCUCAUUCCCUUCUGUCUGUCGUCUCUCUCCUCCCACCGCACGAGCUCACUUCGGAUUGCUUAUUCCUGCUCGAUUUGGUUUCCAAAGCUGAUGGUCCUGACUGGAUCGCUGUAUCUCUUCAUACUUGUCAAUUGAUACACGAUGUUUUUGCUCGUGUACUUGUGCAACAAAAUUCAUCGUCAUGGCCGCUCCUUCUUCACUCUUUUGCUAGUGUCUUGGAGUUUCUUCUGCGCCAACCAAUGCCUUCACCCUAUUCCUCUGCAUAUUUCUCCAGAAUCGAACCUGUGAACCAAUGUUUCGAGACUCUAAGACGUUUCGCGGCUCUGUACCACAGAAAUAGCUCCCAUCAGGAGAACAUUCACUUAGUCAACUUUCUCCUGCGCAUAAUUCCGUUACUACACCAGGAUUUAGUUGCGUCGUAUGGUUUCUCAAAUCAUGACCCUACUUUAGAUCUGGGUAAAAAGCUGCCUGAACAGAGUGGUAGCUUAUGGGAUGCCAUGGCUCUUGCCUUUGACAUGUUUGGUGGAGCAUUUUCUGUGUCUGAGUCUUUCUUUCCUAGUGACGUCUCCCAGUCCUCGCUGGAGGUUCUAAGGAAAGUAAUGGACGUCUUAGCAUCCAAGGGCCAGCUUGUCGAGGACCGAUCUAUGUGGAGCUUUUAUUCAUGCCUUCUAGACUGUGUGCACUUGGUCCUCACAAAUGUCAAAUGUCCGGUUUCUGAUCAUGUCUCGAGUUUUAUAGCGGCAUUGAGAAUGUUUUUCUGUUUUGGACUUACUGGCACACCUCACUUCUCUCAUUCAGAUGUUGUGCACAAGGAUAAGCAGUUGGAUGUCAAGCUUUCCACAUUAAAGUCUGGAGUAAGUAAGAACGCCAAAAAUACUCCUUAUAGGCCUCCCCACUUGCGCAAGAGGGAUGAAUUGAACUCUAAGCUGCCGGUGUCUUGUGACUGGCGGCGCCUGUCUGCUCAUGAUUCUGCUAGUUCUGAUGUUUUAUCAUCAGAUUCUGAUUUUAGUGACAGUGACGGAUCUAUAAGGGAUUCUUAUUGUUCCCAAAGCUCUAAGGUUAGGAGAGCUGCGCUUGUUUGCAUACAGGAUCUUUGCCAAGCUGAUUCGAAGUCAUUUACCACCCAGUGGAUGGCACUCUUUCCAACCAGUGAUGUACUGAAGCCAAGGAAGUUUGAAGCUACUCUUAUGACUUGCUUGCUUUUUGAUCCUCAUUUGAAGGUAAGGAUAGCAUCUGCGUCAGCUCUUGCCACCAUGAUGGAUGGGCCUUCAUCUAUUUUCCUUCAAGUGGCAGAGUACAAGGAAUCCACCAAGUAUGGAUCGUUCAUGCCCCUCUCAAAUUCCCUUGGUCUAAUAUUAAUGCAACUUCACACUGGCAUUCUACAUUUGAUUCACCGUGAUAAUCAUGGUAGAUUGUUGAUUCAGCUGUUCAAGAUCCUCUUACUUCUGAUAUCAAGCACACCUUACUCGAGAAUGCCAGGAGAAUUGCUGCCAAAAGUUAUAAUGUCUCUGCAUGGUAGGAUUAAUGAGGGGUUUCCUUUCAAAAAUGAUAAAACUGGUCUGCUGGUUUUGGCAAUAGGUUGCCUGACAGCUGCAUUCUCUACCUUUCCUCCUCAAAUGAAAGUACAUAAUAUGCUUUUGGAUGAGACAUCAGCAGUCGUUUCAGGAUUCGAGGGAUGUGAAUGGAAGUCAGGUGUUCUUUGUACUUUAUUUCGUUUUGCUGAGCAAUUUUCUGACUCAUCAACAUGCGUUGAGGCUCUUCAGGCCCUCCGAGCUAUGGCUCUCAAUUACCCGACCGUAGUGUCAGCAUAUUGGGAACGGAUCUCUGUCCUCGUUUAUAAACUCUUGCAGUGUGCUGUUGUUGAAUAUCCUGCAACGACAUGGAAAGCUUCAGUUAGAGAACCUGUUGGAUAUAUUGGGGAUAAAGUCCUCACAGCUGCUAUUAAGGUUUUGGAUGGAUGCCUUCGCGCAAUAUCUGGAUUUAAGGGAACAGAGGAUCUUCAGUACGAUAGAUUAAUGGAUACACCAUUUACAUCUGACUGCUUAAGGUCAAUAAGAAUUUCAUCUGCACCAUCAUAUGGAUUUGAAAAUCCUGAAUUUGUUCAAGAGCCAAUUUUUCAGGCAGGAUGUUACCAAUGGUCUGAGGCUAUUCGUAAACAUAUAGUUCUGGUGUUACAACAUGGUUCUGCGGUGGUGAGGAGCACUGCGGUUACUUGCUUUUCUGGUAUUACAUCCUCCAUAUUUGUCUCUUUCAAUAAGCAGGAAAAGGAUUUUAUUACUUCAUCAAUUAUAACCGCUGCAUUGCAUGACAAAACACCUUCAGUCAGAUCAGCAGCUUGCCGAGCUAUUGGUGUAAUUUCAUGUUUUCCAGAAACUUCUUUAAGUGUGGGGAUAUAUGAAAAUUUUAUCUUAGCUGUUGAAGCGAAUACCCGCGAUCCUUUGAUCUCGGUGCGUAUAACGGCAUCCUGGGCUUUGGCCAAUGUAUGCGAAGCUCUGCGUUACCGUGUCGAUGGUAGGUCCUUUGAAGUAGGAUCAAAUACAACUUCUCUAGUUGUGGACGCACUAAUAGAAUGUGCUUUGCGUCUUACUGAGGAUGCGGACAAGGUCAAAGCCAAUGCAGUUCGGGCACUGGGGAGUAUUUCAAAAUAUGUAAAAUUGAGAUGCAUGACAAGUAACCACGAGGUUUUACCUUUGCCUCAUCACCAUUCAUCAAAUUCUCACCAUCUAUCUUGCGCGGUUGAUUCAAGCUGGUUGGAGAGGGCCGUGCAAGCAUUUAUUUCCAGUGUUACUACUGGUAAUGUUAAGGUAUACCUUAAUAAGUAGAAUUAAACGAGAUAGUCGUCAU